Molecule: messenger RNA, 2003 nt
Organism: Phlebotomus argentipes
Lineage: Eukaryota; Metazoa; Arthropoda; Insecta; Diptera; Psychodidae
Exons: 5
Coding region: 493-1986 (497 amino acids)
Biological process (GO): regulation of transcription by RNA polymerase II
Cellular component (GO): nucleus
Molecular function (GO): protein binding
Source: RefSeq, a predicted model, not a curated record
UGGAUUCGCGCGAUGCUGGCUUGUAGUUGUAUAGUGUGGUGUUGUGCUCGGAAAUCUGGACCACCUAUUAUUAUUAUACUUUUUGUGUUGGGCAGCAUCGGCAGCAAGGCGGCCCGUUCAGACUCACACAAUACGUCUCACUCGACGCGGAUCCAUUAUUCCCAGUCGCAAUUUUUCGAUUUCUCUCUCAAGGAGUGCGAAUGAGGAGUCGUGAACAUUUCAUACAGUUGCUCUCCGUGACUCACUGUUCAGUGCGUGCAAUCCUCCACCUGGAGAGGGGAAAUACAGUGCUCAAGUCGUUCAAGUGAUCACCAUUUGCGGUCAGGAGUGCAGUGGCAAUGUGCAAUUGGAGAAGCCAGUGAUCAACGACUCAAUAGAUCACAUCGAUCGAUCGCACUCGUGAAAAGUGGUCGCGAAAUCGAUUUGAAAGAAAGAAUCCCGCACAUCUCAAAGACAAUCUAUUUAAAAAGACAGAGAUCAUCGAUCGCAUCAAUGGAUGCUGCUCAGCCGUCCAACAACACCCAGCAAUUCUGCCUGAGAUGGCACAAUCAUCAGGCCAGCCUGUUGAGUUCGUUGCCCCUCCUGCUGGAUCAGUCGCAUCUCACGGACGUGACACUAUCCGCCGAAGGGAGAACCGUGAGGGCACACCGUGUGGUACUGAGUGCGUGCAGUACAUUCUUCUCAGAGCUAUUUCGAACGCUUGAUCCUCCGUACCAUCCCGUCGUGGUGCUUCCUGGCGCCUCCUUUGGCGCCACCGUGGCCCUGCUCACCUUCAUGUACUCUGGCGAGGUGAACGUCUUCGAGGAGCAGAUCUCCAGUCUGCUUUCACUGGCCGAGACGCUGGGCAUCAAGGGAUUAGCAGACUUCAAUGGGAAUGCCCCGAAGGCAUCGCCAAAGCGAGAAACAGCGUCCGCUCUGAAAGACACCUUGGAUAUGCCGGCGGCGAUCUCGGCCAAAGUCUCAUCACCCCUGGAGACACUCUUCUCCAAACCCUUCCCAUUCUAUCCCAAUCUCCUUCCGCAGCCCAUAAACUUCUCCCAGAGUGCCAACCGAGCGUGUGACUUGUUCGCGCGCUACCAGAGUCAGGCCGGAAAGUUCAAUUUGCUGGCGCAGGAUGGAAAAAACCACGAUGACCAUCUGGAUGAGGAGAACAACAACAGACGGAUGUACAACGAGCACCGGAAGCACAAGGCAGACAUGAAGAAGAUCGACAAGAUUGCAGAGAACCUAAGGACAUCCAACAAGAACUAUCUGGACCAGCAGCAGCUGCAGAAAGGCGCUCUGGUGCCUCAGUCACCGCCCACUCAGGCUGUGUUGAAGCCUCCGCCACCGCUGCCGGCCGCCCUGCAGCAUCACUUCAUGUCUGACGACACUGGCACGUCUCUAAUCAAGUCCGAGAACACCCUCAUGGAAGCGCCACAUCCCUCUCAUGCGCAGCCCGCCACUCCCGCUAUGACUCCCGACCCCAUGACUGCCGAAUCCAUGCUGGAGAAGUCCAUCGCGAGCGCCAUCAGCAAGCCCGGAAACUCCAAACUCUACGCCACAUGCUUCAUAUGCCAUAAGCAGCUCAGCAAUCAGUACAACCUAAGGGUGCAUCUGGAGACCCAUCAGAAUGUCCGAUAUGCAUGCACCGUCUGCUCCCACGUGUCGCGCAGCAAGGAUGCUUUGCGGAAGCACGUCUCCUACCGACAUCCGGGCGCUCCAAGUCCCUGUGAGUCGGAGACCAGACGGAAGCGCGCCAAGAUGAUGGGACAGCCCAUUAAGCAGGAGAUGAUCGAUCCCCAAACCCUGCUGUCGUCGCUGCAGCAGCAGCAGGUGCAGAUGGCGGCGGCAUCGACUUCGCAGACGCCAAUCGCGCCCCCUUGCCCAUCGCCGCAACAGGCGCAUCAGAUUCCCACUCCUCCGGACGGCCCGUCGGCGGCCAGCGGGGAUCAGGGAGCGACUAAUCUGUCCAAAGACACGAAGAAUCACGAGACUAUGCAGUAGGGGGCAACAUCCUGUUG